AUGUCAUUAACGUUACUCGUUUAUCUCCACACCUUAGGUUUUGGGAUGACCACACCAGCAACCGUGGCUGGAAAAGUAUUCCUCAUCGUUUAUGGCCUUUUUGGGUGUGCCGGGACUAUCCUUUUCUUCAACCUCUUCUUGGAGCGCAUUAUCUCUCUCCUGGCGUUUAUCAUGAAGGCGUGCCAUGAGAGACAGCUGCGAAGAAGUGGUCUCCUACCUCCCAACUUCCGAAGGGGGCCAGCUAUGGCGGGGGUGGGCAGCCUCGUGGGGUGGAAGCCGUCCGUUUACCAUGUGAUGCUGAUUCUGGGAAUUUUUGCUAUUACCCUUUCCUGCUGCGCCUCUGCGAUGUACACAGCAGUGGAAGGAUGGAAUUACGUUGACUCCUUGUACUAUUGCUUUGUCACCUUCAGCACCAUCGGUUUUGGAGAUUUGGUAAGCAGCCAGAAUGCUGCGUACCAAAAUCAGGGAUUAUACAGAUUUGGAAACUUCAUAUUUAUAUUAAUGGGGGUAUGUUGCAUAUACUCUCUUUUUAAUGUCAUCUCAAUCGUAAUCAAGCAAGUUUUGAACUGGGUGUUGAAAAAAUUCGAAUGCAGAUGUUGCCCAAAGUGCCAUAAAUCAAGUGCCCGCCUCGGACGUCGCAACGCCAUCACCCCAGGAGCCCGCCUACGUCGACAUAACAUCUCUAUGGACGCUGAUGGACAGUACGACAGCGACACCGAGGGAAGGAGGCUCUCUGGAGAGAUGAUCUCCAUGAGGGAGCUCACAGCAUCGAAUAAAGUCUCCCUGGCCAUUUUGCAAAAGCAGUUGUCUGAGACAGCCAACGGCUACCCAAGGAACGUUUGUAUCAAUACAAGACAAAAUGGUUUCUCCGCAGGGGUGGGUGCUCUAGCCAUCAUGAACAACCGCUUGGCAGAAACGAGUGAUUCUAGGUAG
Molecule: messenger RNA, 933 nt
Organism: Balearica regulorum gibbericeps (East African grey crowned-crane)
Lineage: Eukaryota; Metazoa; Chordata; Aves; Gruiformes; Gruidae
Source: RefSeq, a predicted model, not a curated record